CAACAACAAAAGAAGGAGCAGUCGGGAGGAAACGGACUGAAGGGGGAAAAAAAGGAAACCUGCACUGUGACUCCCGAUGUGCAGCCCUUAAAUUAACGUUUUUUUAUAUUUUAUUUCUUCCGCGAAGAAACCUCACGUUUUUCUAUUUUUCGAAAAGUAACGCGUCUACCUCAGUUUUAAGGAUUUUAACCAACCGUUGGCGUUUACAACCGUUUUUUCUGCCUGCAGGCCUUGUUUUGUACUUUUUUGCACUCGUCACAGCGACCCAUUGAGCGAUGUCCAGCCAGUGUCUGCUGUCCCGCAGAUGAUCCAUGACCACACCUUAUUGAUGCACUUUAGCACCUUUCCGACGCCUUCCCCCAGCCGUGAACCCCGCAGCUGAUGACCAAAGUGCGUGCCACGCCUCUCCGCCGUCGCCCCGAGCCGCGCGCCUCCCCCCAGCCCCUCCCUCAGCCUCACGCCCCCGCGGGACGUCCAGGGAUGUUCCAGAGGUUCACCAGCGCUCUGUUCGGGGACGACGCGGAGGAGCUGAGUCGAUGCAGCGGGCCUGGAGACGGCCAGGAGGAAGAGGAGGACGAUGACGAAGACUGGAUCUUGGUCAACUACCUAGCUGAAGCCUGCUCCGCUCAGUGUGGUGACGGCCGCUCUGGAUCCACCGUUGGUCCUGAGGAGGACGAGGAGGACGAGGAGGACAUGGUGAUGGUCCCCUCCCCCAUGGCCAGCCCCGCCAUCCGCUACGCCUCCUGCAUCUCCCUCAACUCCACGGCUGACACCGACCCGGACGGUGGGGCAGAGGAGGAGGACGAGGACGAAGAGGACAACGGGGAAGAAGGGGAUAGCGGCUUCCUCCGUCUGGACGCUGGCUCUCUGGAGGAGAGCUGGUUCGUCACGCCGCCGCCCUGCUUCACCGGCCGCGGCAGCCAGCCCGGCCUCCUGGAGACCAGCCCUCUGGAGAACCUGCUGAUCGAGCACCCCAGCAUGUCCGUCUACGCCCACCACAGCACCCCCAGGCUGACCCUCGACACCCUGCCGCGCUCCCUCGACCUGGAACUGGGCUUGUUGCCUGAAGACGCGCCCGCCGCCCUGACACCCUCCGCUGGGAAGGAGAAGGGCAGACGCACUCUGGACGGCCCUCGUCACAGGCCGGAGGUUGCGGUGGUCCAGCGUCGCUCCAACCUCCACUCAGCCUGCUACGUUGCGGCGCUCUCCGCCCGCGCCGGCCUCCUGCAGCAGCGCUCUGGUAACGCCACCCAACGCACCCAACCGCUGUCCCGCAACGCCCUGCGACGCCUCAACCUGCUGCGCCCCCCGAAGGCCAGCACCAAGCACCUGCACCAGCCCAGCCAGAGACACCUCAACUACUGAGGCGUCCGGAUCACCUUCAUCAUCAUCAUCAUCAUCAUCAUCAUUAUCUUCAUCUUCAACCUCCAUCCUGUAAGCAUUAUGGGAAACUGACAUUGGCCACCGCAAGAAAUCCACACCAGCAACGUGUCUUCAGCCAUUAGUCACGCCCCGAUCUGUUCUCACAUCUGAUUGGACGGUGAAAUAGGGAAAGUGGCUGGUGAUUUUUAUUUUAUUUUAUCAGCUCAUGUGGCCAGUUGGUGCAAAGUUUCCCCUCUUCUCCAUCCAUCCAUCCUCUUCAUAUUGAUGGUAUAUGAUGAUGUUAUCAUCAUGUGUCCCCAGACAUGUCCUCCUCCUAUCACCUUCGUUUUAUUCUCCCUCUGCUGGACCAGUUUGCGUCCAAUCACAGAGAGGAAGAGAUUUCACGAUGUUGUCCUCUCUUUCUCCUUCCCGUUCCUAUUCUCCUCUUCAUCCAUCCAUCCAUCCUCCUUCAUAUUGAUGUUGAAAAGAAAAGAUUUAUCAUCAUCAUGUGUCCCCCAAACCUGUCCUCCUCCUAUAAUCCUUGUUUUACUCUCCCUCUGCUGGACCAGUUUGCGUCCAAUCACAGAGAGGAAGAGAUUUCACAAUGUUGUCCUCCAUUUCUCUUUCU
This is a messenger RNA of Sander lucioperca (pikeperch), 1990 nucleotides long. RefSeq names its product tumor protein p53 inducible nuclear protein 1 (gene tp53inp1). The record is from RefSeq and is a predicted model, not a curated record. NCBI's taxonomy places the organism in Eukaryota, Metazoa, Chordata, Actinopteri, Perciformes, Percidae. Gene Ontology annotation, cellular component: nucleus; autophagosome. Bases 382 to 1365 code for a protein of 327 amino acids. Gene Ontology annotation, biological process: positive regulation of DNA-templated transcription; autophagosome assembly. The transcript is spliced from 4 exons.